AUGAAAGAAAAUAUAAUUUUUUUAUUUUUUUUUCUGUACAUUGCAUGUUACUCAAUUGUCUUGGCUAAAAUCCCCAUAGAAAAUCCGCCGUUCAUAUUUAGCAAAAACAGCAAAGAUGAUAUAAAUAUGUUCCUUGGAAAUGAAACCAUAAGUGAUGAUUUACUGAAGCCAUCUUAUUCGAUGGAUAUAACUCUAGAGAAUUUUCCCAACCCAUUUAUUCAUCCCUCUUUGUGUAAUAGAAAUGGAUUAAAAUAUUCUUACUUAUGUGAUCCUAACAAAAUAUUGUCCCCAUAUACAGCAGACAAAAUUGAAGAGAUAUUAAGUUAUCAAAGAAGGAACUCUAGCCAUUAUUGCAUAGACAAAGGAAAAGUCCCUUAUGUAUUAGGGGUGGCCUUAGUUAAAAAAUUGCCUUAUGGAAUUAGUGCAGAUACAUUUGGAUCACAAAUAUUAGAGCAUUGGAGAUUGGGCAACAAAAAUUGUAAUGAUGGAAUUUUACUUCUUUUUGUAAAGGAUGAUAUAAAUUUUGUUUUGAAAUGGAAAAAAGGAUCCCAAUCGAUAAUUAAUUUCAGAACAGCUAGUUCUAUGAACAAAUCUUUUAAACAAUACAUAAGACGAUACUCUUUGGAAUAUUCAAUUUUGAAAGCCGUGAAACUGACAUCUCAGUAUUUAACCGAAGAAAUUAUACCGUCUACGCAAACGGCCCAAAUGGUUGUUGCCCUUACUAUUGCCGUCAUAGUGGGAAUUAGUUAUUUGGCUUGCAUUUUAAUAGUCUUUUCCGAUGCACAAAAGGGAAAUUAA
Messenger RNA from Plasmodium vinckei vinckei, 798 nucleotides. RefSeq names its product conserved Plasmodium protein, unknown function. Gene Ontology annotation, cellular component: acetylcholine-gated channel complex. The coding region runs from base 1 to 798 and encodes 265 amino acids. Lineage: Eukaryota; Apicomplexa; Aconoidasida; Haemosporida; Plasmodiidae. The record is from RefSeq and is a predicted model, not a curated record. The transcript has 9 exons.